AUGGCAACUUCGUCGAAAGUGAUGACAGGUGUUACGAGGGAGCGCCCAAGUCACAUAGUGGAUGUCCAGCGUCCAGACCAAGGAACGAGUGCCAUUAGCGUGGAACCACCGAAAGGGCCUUCAACCAAGCCGAUUGUCAAUAUGGCAUCAUCUGAUUUAACGGAACAGUGUAGGCGUGCAACCGGUGCUCCUACUCACACAAUUGAAAUCCAGUUCCACGGAGAGCAAAUGAGUUCUGUUACUGUAUCAACAGCGAAGGCAGCUGCUGGCGCCAAAGAACAAAGUGAAGGGACAAAAUCAUCAGCUUCUCCCGCCACCUUCAGAUCCGACGUGCCAGCUGCAGCUGCAACUUCUAGGUCUCUAUCUAUGGCUUCUGUGAGCAGCCGCCCCAGCAAGCUAUCAGGACGCAGCAGUUAUGCUGAUGACGAGCAGGAGGGUGGCAAAGGCUGCUGCGGUAAAGGCUACUGCAAGAAGAAGAAGUCAGAGGCAAAAGACAACGACUCGAGGAGCUCAACAAUCUUUGACAGAUCUGCUUCAAAAAUGUCCACAAACACCGUCAGGACGCGGCCCAGUCAAAGGCGUAGUCGGACAUCUUGUUAUAAAAAAGGAGCUGGAGCCGGGACGCAGACAGGACAGAAGACCCUAAGGCUAACAAAUGCCAACAUCUCUGAUGACGGUCGUAAACCGGAGUUUGCGCAACCUUUUGAGUACUCACGC
Dibothriocephalus latus is the source of this 717-nucleotide messenger RNA. The record is from the annotation of a GenBank genome assembly. NCBI's taxonomy places the organism in Eukaryota, Metazoa, Platyhelminthes, Cestoda, Diphyllobothriidea, Diphyllobothriidae.